AUGUCUUUCCCCGAAAAGUUCCAGGGCUUCCAGUCCCCCAGCGCCGAGCGAUGGACCGACUUUGAAAAGAACACCUUCCAGCCCCGUCCCUUUGGCGACUACGAUGUCGACAUCAAGGUCGAGUGCUGCGGCGUCUGCGCCAGCGACCGUCACACCAUCAGCGGCGACUGGGGUGACUGCCCCUACCCUCUGGCCGUCGGUCACGAGGUUGUCGGCAAGGUUGUCCGCGUCGGCGACAAGGUGACGCUGGCCAAGGUUGGCGAACGUGUCGGUGCUGGUGCUCAGGUCUAUUCGUGCCUCGAGUGCCGUCAGUGCAAGAAUGACAAUGAGACCUACUGCAAGGACCAGAUUGACGCCUAUGGUGCUCCGUACCUCGACACCGGUGUCAACACCCAGGGUGGUUACUCUUCCCACAGCCGCAUCCACGAGUACUGGGUGUACCCUAUCCCCGAAGCCCUCUCCAGCUCCCAGGCCGCCCCUAUGCUCUGCGCCGGUAUCACCGUAUACAGCCCUCUGAAGCGCCUCGGUGCUGGCCCCGGAAAGAAGGUCGGCAUCGUCGGUAUUGGCGGUCUCGGCCACUAUGGUCUUCUCUUUGCCAAGGCCCUCGGCGCCGAGGUCUGGGCCAUCUCCCGUACGCGAGCAAAGGAGGAGGAUGCCCGUAAGAUGGGUGUCGACGGUUUCCUGGCCACAGGCGAGGAGAACUGGACCAAGGGCCACGAGAUGACCUUUGACAUCAUCAUCAACACCGCCACCUCUUUCGAGGGCUUCGCUCUCAGCCAGUACCUCAGCCUCCUCGACAUCCACGGCCACUGGAACUCUGUUGGUCUUCCCGGCGGCGACGGCCUGACCGUGCGCAACCAGGACUUCCUCUCCAACGGCUGCUACAUCGGCUCUUCGCACCUGGGCAGCCGACGGGAGAUGCUCGAGAUGCUGAAGCUGGCUGCCGACAACGGCAUCAAGUCGUGGGUCGAGGAGAUCCCCAUCUCGACCGAGGGUCUUCAGCUCGCCAUGGAGAACCUCCGAACGAGCAAGGUGCGAUACCGAUCGUGCAUGGUCAACUACGACGAGGCAUUUGGCGCAUAA
This is a messenger RNA of Fusarium keratoplasticum, 1083 nucleotides long. RefSeq lists its product as uncharacterized. Gene Ontology annotation, biological process: alcohol metabolic process. Gene Ontology annotation, molecular function: alcohol dehydrogenase (NADP+) activity; zinc ion binding. The record is from RefSeq and is a predicted model, not a curated record. The transcript is spliced from 2 exons. Lineage: Eukaryota; Fungi; Ascomycota; Sordariomycetes; Hypocreales; Nectriaceae. The coding region runs from base 1 to 1083 and encodes 360 amino acids.